CACCGAUGAACGGUGUUGGGCAUUCAAAAAGCUUGCGAGAUUUCUUGUGUAGGAAGUGCUGAUUCUCGGUACAACUUGGACUAUAGCCUUCCAUUGUUCAGUUCGUCUAAGCAGAAUCUCGCCAUCAACAUGAAGUCUUUCAUCCUAGCUGCUCUAGCGGGCUUGGCCCUUGCAACGCCAACCCCCACCGUUGACAAGAGAGCGACUACAUUCUGUGGACAAUGGGACUCGGCGCAGACCGGCUCGUACAUUGUGUACAACAACCUCUGGGGCGCGUCUUCCGGGACAGGCAAGCAAUGCACGACCGUGAACGGCCUCUCGAGUAACAGCGUGGCCUGGUCAACGUCAUGGUCAUGGUCUGGCGGCAAUUACAACGUCAAGUCGUACGCAAACGCCGUCGUUCAGACUUCGGCGAAGCGAAUUUCUGCCAUUUCAAGCAUCCCGACAACUUGGAAGUAUACGUACACCGGUUCCAACAUGGUCGCAAAUGUGGCAUAUGAUGUGUUCACAUCUUCGUCAUCAAGCGGUUCAUCGGAAUAUGAGAUAAUGGUGUGGCUAGCCGCUCUCGGUGGCGCGGGACCUAUUUCAUCGACCGGCAGCCCCAUCGCGACUCCAACCGUCGGUGGUGUAUCUUGGAAGCUCUACGAAGGCUAUAACGGUGCCAUGCACGUUUUCAGCUUCGUUGCCUCGUCCCAAGUCACUAACUUCAGCGGUGAUCUCAAGAACUUCCUCACUUACCUCAACCAGCGCAACGGCCUGUCUACAUCGCAGUACGUCACUAGCAUUGGUGCCGGAACUGAGCCUUUUGUCGGCUCGAACGCUGUCUUGACCACUUCGGCCUACUCCAUCACUGUGAAUUAGUUGUAGCACUUGGAAGUUAGAGUGGUCUCUUAUUCUACCUGCAUAGUAUGGAUAAUGAGGAACCUAU
Xylaria bambusicola is the source of this 928-nucleotide messenger RNA. Its product is annotated as family 12 glycosyl hydrolase. The coding region runs from base 130 to 861 and encodes 243 amino acids. The record is from RefSeq and is a predicted model, not a curated record. Gene Ontology annotation, biological process: polysaccharide catabolic process. Gene Ontology annotation, molecular function: cellulase activity. The transcript has 3 exons. Lineage: Eukaryota; Fungi; Ascomycota; Sordariomycetes; Xylariales; Xylariaceae.